AUGGCUUCCCUUUCCCUGGCGAACGCCGCUGCGACCCGUCGCGCCGGAAAGCCCGCCGUCGCGCUCUCCGCGCGCCGCUCCGUGGCCGCCCAGCCCCGCGUCGCUUCCCACGCCGGUGUCGCCGCCGGUCGUGGCAGCCUCCAGGUCUUCGCCGUUCGCUCCCGCAGCAACACCGGCGGCUCCCGCAAGGGACUCAUGCAGUACGUGGAGCGGGUGAACGCGCCGCAGAUGAAGGACGAUCUUAUCCCCUUCAGGGUGGGCAUGACGGUGAGGGUCGGCGUGACCGUCGUCGAGGGCAACAAGACGCGCGUGCAGCCGUACGAGGGCAUCAUCAUUGGCGUCCACAAGGCCGGCGUCGCCACCACCAUCACCGUCCGCAAGGCGUUCCAGGGCUACGGCGUCGAGCGCAUCUUCCCUAUCCACUCCCCCCUGUGCACCUUCGAGGAGGUUCGCGGUGCUGGCAAGCCCGUGCGCCGCGCCAAGCUCUACUACCUCCGCGAUCGUAUCGGUAAGCAGGCGAAGCUUAAGACUCGCUUCGUGGCCAAGAAGACCGGCCCCACCCGCCACCAGCUCAAGAUGGAGGCUCUCGCGGCGACGAAGGCGGCUGCGGCUGCCGAGGCUGAGGCGGCGGCUGCCGCGGCUGCCGCGGCUGAGGCGGCGGCUGCCCCCGCGGAGGAGGAGGCUGCCGCUGAGCCCGAGGCGUAA
Micromonas commoda is the source of this 705-nucleotide messenger RNA. RefSeq lists its product with no specific name. The transcript is spliced from 2 exons. The record is from RefSeq and is a predicted model, not a curated record. Bases 1 to 705 code for a protein of 234 amino acids. NCBI's taxonomy places the organism in Eukaryota, Viridiplantae, Chlorophyta, Mamiellophyceae, Mamiellales, Mamiellaceae. Gene Ontology annotation, biological process: translation. Gene Ontology annotation, cellular component: ribosome; cytosolic large ribosomal subunit. Gene Ontology annotation, molecular function: structural constituent of ribosome.